Messenger RNA from Pungitius pungitius (ninespine stickleback), 1024 nucleotides. Its product is annotated as N6-adenosine-methyltransferase TMT1A-like. The coding region runs from base 73 to 801 and encodes 242 amino acids. The transcript is spliced from 2 exons. The record is from RefSeq and is a predicted model, not a curated record. Lineage: Eukaryota; Metazoa; Chordata; Actinopteri; Perciformes; Gasterosteidae. Gene Ontology annotation, molecular function: S-adenosylmethionine-dependent methyltransferase activity.
CUAAUAGUUUGACAGCAAACAGGUCAGUCCAGCCGGCUCGAGCGGCUUUCGCGCACGUCUGGUGCCUUCGGAAUGGCUUCCCUAAUGAAAUGCUGCGCUUUCUUCGUCAAUGUCUUAUGCAUGCCCCUCCAUCUGAUCCAUGCCGUGGGCCUGUACGAAAUAUACAAACGAUUCUUCCCUAUUUGUUUAUAUCGGUGCUCCAUCAUGUACAACAAGAAAAUGUACGACAAGAAGAAGGAUCUGUUUCGCAGUCUCUCCGAGUUCAAGAAGCCCGACGGGCAGCUCACGAUUCUGGAGAUCGGCUGUGGCACCGGCACAAAUUUUCAGUUUUAUCCGCCUGGCUGCAAGGUGAUCUGCACGGACCCCAAUCGUCAUUUUCAGAAAUAUCUGAAGGCUUCGAUGGGCGAGAACGACCAGCUCUCCUAUGAGCGAUUUGUGGUGGCGUCGGGCGAGGACAUGGGGUCAAUUGAGAGCGAUUCGGUAGACGCCGUGGUGUGCACCCUGGUGCUCUGCACUGUCCACAACAUACCGCAAACCCUGCGAGAGGUUCGCCGCAUGCUGAGACCAGGUGGAGCCUUCUUUUUCAUGGAGCAUGUUGUUGCAGACGCCUCAACGUGGUCCUACUUCUUCCAGCAUGUGCUUCAGCCGCUUUGGCACUACUUUGGGGAUGGAUGUGAGGUCACCCGAGAAACAUGGAAACACCUGGAGGCAGCUGGAUUCUCUGAACUACAGCUGAGACACAUCGAGGCACCAUUGAUGUUCUUAAUCAAACCACACAUUGUAGGUUAUGCUGUAAAAUAAAUUCUGAGGCUAAGAAAGAGCGAAGCACUUAAAGGCUCCUCUCCUUUGGAAUCGUCAAAACUGAUGAUGAAAAUCAACAUGAUAAUGAAUGCCUUUAAUAAUCUAUAUCCUUCACACGUGUGCUUCUGUCUAAUGAAUUCAUGUCAAGGCAACAGAUGAUUUUUUUAAUUGUGUUGUGUGUCACGCUGGCGAUUAAAUACUUUGCUCCCAGUGAGUGCAUGAA